AUGUCUGGGAUCAAGAGAGUAAUCGUGGAGAAGGACCCUGACUAUGAGGAGAUCACCGUCACGCUUCCCAACAAGCGUCACAAAGCAGCCGAGCAGUCAGCUCGAGAUGUUGCUGUUCAGAAGAUUGAGACAAUUAUAAAAGAACAGUUUGCAGUCGAAAUGAAGAGUAAAGAACACGAAAUUGAAGUUAUAGAUCAGCGCCUGAUUGAAGCAAGAAGGAUGAUGGAUAAGCUGCGUGCCUGUAUUGUGGCUAACUAUUACGCAUCUGCCGGUCUCCUUAAAGCUGGAGAGGGGACCAGGUCAUGUGAUGCAACAAUUCUUAAUCACCCUUCAAUCAAGAAAUUCUUGGAAUCACCCUCCAGAUCGUCGUCUCCAGCUAACCAGGGCUCAGACACUCCAUCUGCCAACCACUCCGAGAGUGACUCGCUCUCUCAGCACAAUGACUUUCUCCUGGACAAGGACAGUGGCAACUUGGACGCAGACGAGCGGCUGACAAACAGCCUGGACCAGAGACAGAGCAGAAAUACUGGCCGGGACAGUUCGGGUGUUUCAAACUCUCAAAAACCAGGACAACGAAAUGCCGGACUGUCAAAUGAUGAAACUUCACGGCUUUAUGUGAAGAAAACGAUUGUGGUUGGCAACGUCUCCAAAUACAUUCCCCCUGACAAGAGAGAAGAAAACGAUCAGUCAACCCAUAAAUGGAUGGUGUAUGUCCGAGGCUCUCGGAGAGAACCCAGCAUAAAUCACUUUGUCAAGAAAGUUUGGUUCUUCCUCCAUCCCAGUUACAAACCUAAUGACCUGGUAGAAGUGAGAGAACCUCCGUUUCACCUCACCAGGAGAGGCUGGGGAGAAUUCCCUGUGAGAGUCCAGAUACACUUCAAGGAUAGCCAGAACAAGAGGAUUGACAUCAUACACAAUUUGAAGUUGGACAGGACCUACACAGGCUUGCAGACACUUGGCGCAGAAACGGUAGUGGAUGUGGAGCUACAUAGGCAUUCCCUUGGUGAGGAGUAUCUCUUCUCCCAGUCUUCGGAGUCUGACCUUUCUGACGUUCCUACAUCUUUACCGCUGCCGUUGAGUAUCCCAGCACCAGUCAAAGCUUCUUCGCCAAUUAAACAGUUGCGGGACUCCAGCCCAGAUGCUUCUGCGGACAAAGGAUUCCCUGGGAAUGCUGAAACCGAAAGACAUGCCACGUUUUAUUCCCUGCCAUCUUCGAUAGAACGGACUCCCACCAAGUUAGCCACACAGAAAGUUGCCUUUGGCUCUCAUGGAAAUUCAGCUUUUCAACCCAUUGCAGCUAGCUGUAAAAUAGUGCCUCAAGGUCAGAGUCCAAGCCCUGCAGAGUCGCCAGGAAAAUCCUUCCAGCCUAUCACCAUGAGUUGCAAGAUUGUAUCAGGUUCUCCAAUAUCGACCCCUAGUCCAUCUCCGCUACCUCGUACCCCAACCUCCACUCCGGUGCACAUGAAGCAAGGCUCUGCUAGUUCAGUCAUUAAUAAUCCGUAUAUUAUUGUGGACAAGCCUGGACAGAUGGUUGGAGCAGCAGCCACAAGCACAGGGAGCCCAACCAGCAAACUGGCCAGUGUUUGUCAGGCCUCUCACGGAACUGGAUCUCCUGUAUCAAAGACCCAUGGGAGCAGUUUUGUCACCUCAGUUGUGAAGCAGGAGGAUGCUCUGUUUGCCACCAUGCCACCCCUUUGUCCCAUCGGGAGUCAUUCCAAGGUGCAAAGCCCUAAAUCAGUCACUGGAGGACUCGGAGCUUUUACGAAGGUGAUAAUAAAGCAGGAGCCUGGAGAGCUGCCCCAGCAACCCCAACUACCGGUGACAGGGACAAGCACGCAAACCUCUGUGCAGCAAUAUGUCACUGUAAAAGGGAGCCACAUGUUAGCCUUGUCACCGCAGAAGCCGGUCGUGAGCACAGGCGAGGGGACGGUGCAGUCUAAGGUUGUUGGCGUUCCAGUUGGUUCUGCUUUACAGUCGACAGUGAAACAAGCGGUGGCUAUCAGUGGUGGGCAGAUACUUGUGGCAAAAUCUAGCUCUUCAGUAGCAAAGGCUGUUGGUCCGAAACAGGUUGUGACUCAAGGUGUAGCCAAAGCCAUCGUGAGUGGAGGUGGAGGGACAAUUGUUGCUCAGCCUGUGCAGACCAUAACAAAGGCGCAAGUCUCUUCCACAGGUGCUCAGAAAACUACAUCUCAAGGCUCAGUGAUGGCCACCCUGCAAUUACCAGCCACCAACCUGGCAAACUUGGCAAACUUACCACCAGGCACCAAACUGUACCUCACCACCAACAGCAAGAAUCCUUCUGGGAAAGGAAAACUGCUUCUGAUACCCCAAGGAGCCAUACUACGAGCCACAAAUAAUGCUAGUCUCCAAUCUGGUUCUUCUACGAAUAGUGGAGGAGGAGGAGGAGGAGCAACUCAAAGCACAAGCAGCAGUAACUUGUCACAGCACCUCACCUAUACAUCCUACAUCCUGAAGCAGACACCCCAGGGUACCUUUCUGGUUGGCCAGCCUUCUCCUCAGAGUUCUGGGAAGCAGCUGACUCCAACUUCAGUUGUUCAAAGCAAUGUAGGAGUUGGAGCAUCUUCCACACAAGGACAAGCGCUAAAAGUGAUAACUGGACAGAAAACAGCUCUAUUUACACAG
Balearica regulorum gibbericeps (East African grey crowned-crane) is the source of this 2643-nucleotide messenger RNA. The record is from RefSeq and is a predicted model, not a curated record. NCBI's taxonomy places the organism in Eukaryota, Metazoa, Chordata, Aves, Gruiformes, Gruidae.